AACUUCCAGCCCAAACGCCCUCACCAGGCGAAAAAGGCCAGAGCGACCUCCCCUUUCUUUCUGGACCUCCGCCGCCCUCCGGGAAAGGAUUCAACCCCUUCCUCGCUGUCGAGCCGCCUCUGGCGCCCAGGAAAGGUUACAGCAAUCACCCUGCCCAUACCUCCGGCCCUUCCCCAAACCCGGGCAAAAGGGGCACCGACUCGACUCAUCUGGGUUGUCCCCAGUUCUCCAGAGACCGUUUCACUGGCCUCACCUGUAGUCCUGGAACUUCUUCCAAAACCGCCAGGCCCGACUCCCUACCCGAACCGAUUCCCUCCCCACCCCCACAACCUCCCCUGAGCCUGGCGAGAUGUUCUUUUGAACCCUCUUCUCCACUCCUCGGAAGGCAAUACUGCGAGCCUAUCCACUCGGAUUCGCCCCGGUUCAGACUUAAGGGGUCAACCCCUCUCCCUACGCAGAGCCCUUAUUGCAGCUUUAGGAGAACACCUUGUCCCUGUCCCAGAAGCCCUUACAUUGACCAGAACACUUACCUCUGUUACUCUGUUCAACACCCUUCAGCCCUGAUAAGCCCCGAGACCUACCUUCCCCGCAUUCGUGUUCCUUUGGAAACUGGCUCCAUUACAUCACCUCUCCUUGGUCACCGACCCAUGGAAUAUAAACCUAUAAUUUCCCCACCCCUUUCUCACAGGGUUUUGGAGGGCUCACAGAUCUCCCCUCUGUACCCUCCCUGGUCCUCAGGGAAAAGUUAUAAUGAUCCCCUUCCUUCAGCAUCUUCCCCACCCACUGGCUGUCUUAAGCCUCCAGACUCUUGUGAACCGAAAUCACAGCGUGACCCACCCCUUGGGAACAGCUAUUGUGGCUCCCCAUUUUCUUCUCAGGCAAAUGCACCUGGCUGUCCUAGCUCACCUCAGGAGGGCUUAUGUCACUAUUCCCAUCCUUUCUCAGAGACCCACAUAUCUGCCCCUGGGAGCCCUUAUCGUGUCAUCUGUUUACCCCCUAGAAUUAUUGAUUCUUCUUGCUCACCCCAGUCCCCGGCUCCCAGGAAGCCUUGCUUUGAGCCUGUUUUCUCCCAGGAGACUGGUGGGAGCCCUUACCUCUUUUCUGGCACCCCAAUUUCUUGUUCUUCCUCUUCCCAGGAACCACCUCUUCCCCUGUCCUCUCACUGUCCUAAUUCUGCCUUCUCUUUACCUUCACCCCUGGGCAACCAGUUUAUAUCUCCACCUCAGUCAACUCCCCAUAGAAGCUGUAAUGAACCCCCUCUCCUUAUCCCAGUUUGCCCCCAAGUGAAGUCCACCAAGUCCCCAGAGUUAAAACAGCCAUGUGCUUCCCACAGACAUUGCUCCCCAGUCAACUCUGCCCAGGAUACUCCUCCUGACCAACCCAAGCCCCCUAAGGUCAGCACCCCUACUCCACCUCCCUCCUGCCCUUCUGGUCUCUCUGGUCCUUGUAUGGUGACACCCAUCACAACUUGUUCAAAUUCCAGCCCCAAAAAACUUCCCAAAGGGACUGUCUUACCUACUCUGGCCCCUCGAGCCCUCAAAACUGUUAACCCCACUUCCCUUCCCCUCUGUCUUCCUUGUGAUCCUACCUUACCCAAUAUUUAUGUUCAGAGCCAUUCCCAUGGACUCCCCCAAGGAGCCCCAUGCUGUACCCAUAUAUAUUCUGUGGUUCCUCCCACCCCUGAUCCCUGCCCACUAUCUGGUUCCACUGGUCCCCUUCAGUGUCAUAAUCGACCCAUGGUGCCCCCUUGUAGCACCUAUGGCACUCCCAGGGGUCCAUCUAAACCCCCUCGUCAGCCUGCAGAACCUGCAUGUUCUACCCACAUCUAUUCUUUUAUUCCUUUAAGAACACCUUUUGACUCUCGAAGUUUACCCAUUGCCCCCCAACCCCGGGGCUACCCUAAUACUGUGCCCUGUGGCCUCCACAUCUAUUCUGUGGCUUCUCAAGGCUCUCGCAAAGAACCCCGCCAGAUACCCUACAGCUGUCCAUUGCCUUCAUCCAUGAAUUCCAGCUGUAGCAGUAAUCCCAGCUGUAGUUCGACUGUUACUGCUAGUGAAUGCCAGAAUAGUGACAGCCAGAACAAGAAUAUCCACCAAAGCAGAAGUCGGAGCCGGUGUGAGAGUCCCAACCAUUCUAGCAGAUGCUGGAGUAGAAACAAGGGUUUCCAUCCUAGCAGAAGUCAGAGCCAGUUCAGGAGUCCUGAUCAAAACAGAAAUAAGGGCCAGUGCAAUGGCUCCCAUCAAAACAUAAAUGAAUAUCAGAGUGAGAAUCUUCAACAUGACAUAUUUUAGGGUCAGAGUGAGAGUCCCCAGUAUACAAAAGGCCAGGGCCUGAGCAAGAGUGCCCCUCAUAGCAAAAGUUUGAGCAAAAACAAGAGUUCCCACCAUGGCAAAAGGCAGGGAAAGAGCAAAAGCACCCAUCACAGCAAGAGCCGGAGCAAAAAUCGCCACCAUAAUGAGAAAUGA
Miniopterus natalensis is the source of this 2465-nucleotide messenger RNA. Its product is annotated as sperm head and tail associated protein-like. The record is from RefSeq and is a predicted model, not a curated record. NCBI's taxonomy places the organism in Eukaryota, Metazoa, Chordata, Mammalia, Chiroptera, Miniopteridae.